Molecule: messenger RNA, 2973 nt
Organism: Schizosaccharomyces japonicus yFS275
Lineage: Eukaryota; Fungi; Ascomycota; Schizosaccharomycetes; Schizosaccharomycetales; Schizosaccharomycetaceae
Product: F-box/WD repeat protein Pop1
Exons: 1
Coding region: 244-2640 (798 amino acids)
Biological process (GO): anaphase-promoting complex-dependent catabolic process; positive regulation of G1/S transition of mitotic cell cycle
Molecular function (GO): ubiquitin-like ligase-substrate adaptor activity
Source: RefSeq, a predicted model, not a curated record
GUUCACCCUUUUACUCACACUACCCCACUCUACCCCCGCGGAAUCUCCACACCCCACAUGAACACCCCCGCAAAUGCCUACACCUGAACGCUCCGCCGGCUAAACCAGCUCCUGUGUUAACACGAGGCAACCCUUGUCGUCGUAUUCAGAGCUUUCGCAGCUCAGUAAGAGGUCGUUUGUGUUCACGGAGCAGGUUCGUUCUUAUUGCUGUUUCUUGCUUUACUUGACGUAUGAGCUAUUACGAUGCCACUGCUUCCAUCUGUGUCCAAGUCGAAUAACUUGUCACAAACGUUUCUGGCCUUUAUGGAGCGAGACAAGCAGGAUACCCUUUCUAAAGCAACCUUGGAUCCGUGUGAGGGAUCCGAUUCGCCUAUAAUCGAAAAACGAGAGCGGUCCUCUAACAGCGAAUCUGGCUCACUAAGUGCAAGGGUUUUUGUACCAAAAGAAUUUAGCUCGUUUCACUUUUCUUCGCCGUCUGGAAAUGAUCUACACUUUACAAAUAACGAGAUGACACCAGCUGUGCAAAACCUGGAGCUGCUGCAGGUGGUUUUAAACGCGUUUUUUGCUCGUCAACAGUCAGGACCGGACUUGUUGGCUUCACCGCCAUCACAGCAACUGAAACGGGCUCUUUUCGGGGGCGAUAGACGCGAAUUACGCAAACGUAGAAUGAUCACCUCGACAUACACGUGUCGUGGACCUUCUUGUGCUUCUCCAACAUCGCAAACCGAUGCGAUUGUCAACUGUAAUGAAGGGUCUCCACACACGGACAAACCACGGUCUGCAAGUCGUAGCGACUUGCAGUUUAAUUCUCAAACCUCCGCGUCUGACAACCACAGCUCGGAACUCUUUGCUCCUAUUCCAUUGGUUUCUCAAACAUCCACUUCCUUACGCGGUUCCCUCUCUCAAAGAGCUGCUUUUCCCUCUUCCUCGCCUUCUUCUCCCUCUUCAACGAGCUCCGCUACCUCUGCCGUCCAUACACCAACCAAUGCUCCCGUAAUUCAUUCUUCUCCUUCCCAAAUGGAAGCUGUGAUGAAAAUGCAAAGUCUUCUGACUUCCUUCUCCUCGUUUCCCAAACCCGUUCAGUCCUAUCUAAUUUUUCACUUUCUCCAAAACUCACACAAGCACACAAUCCAAGAGAUCUCUUCUCUUUUAAACCCUCUCUUUCAACGGGACUUUUUGGCCCUUUUACCGCAAGAAAUUUGCCGACUCAUAAUUAAUUAUCUGGAUGCGAGCUCGCUUUGUAUGGCAGCGCAGGUGUCUCGCAGAUGGAACACCCUUUUAAACUGCUCGCGGGAGCCUUGGGAGAAUUUGUUUCGUGCUGAUGCUUUUCAUUGGGAACGCAAGGAUGAGGAGCUGCGCCAAAAAUGGCUACAACAGUCUGUAUCUCCGUGCACUAUUAUGAAGCGCAUUUAUUUACGGCAUCAUCGCUUACGCCAUAAAUGGCUUGACAAAAACACGAAGCCUUCGGUUCUUUCUUUUCCUAUUCAAGCAAACAAUGUUAUUACUGCUCUUCAGUUUGAUUUUGAAAAGGUUGUAGUAACCUCCGACGACUAUGUUAUUCACAUCUAUUCCACAAAGACUGGGAAACUGUUACAGCGUCUUGAAGGCCACGAAGACGAAGUGUGGGCUUUUCAGUAUGUGGGAAACACGUUGGUUUCCGGUUCCUCAGACAAGACUGUCCGAGUGUGGAAUAUGGAAACUGGUGAGUGCAAACAAGUCUUCUAUGGACACACGUCUGUCAUUCGUUGUUUGCGAAUUGUGACAAACGAUGAUUUACAUCCAACAUUAAACGAUGAAAAUACUCCCGUCAUCACCAAUUCAUUGCCCUUGAACUCUUACAUCGUCACUGGUUCGCGUGACUCGACCAUUCGUGUGUGGAAAUUGCCGGAUUUAACUGAUCCCACCAUUCCAGCACAACAAGAAACAACUGCUGCUAAUACUGAAGAAGCAGCAGCAUCUGCGGCUGUAGACCGCGACAACUCGAAUCCUUACUAUAUCAGAACGCUCCGUGGCCAUGCAUUAACAGUACGUGAUAUUGCAUGUGCGGGUGACAUUGUUGUGAGCGGCAGUUACGACGGUACGGUUCGUGUUUGGCAAGCGUCUACAGGUGAAUGCCUGCAUGUUUUGAGAGGUCAUGUGGACAGAGUGUACAGCGUUAUAAUAGACGAAACGCGACAGCGUUGCAUAAGUGCUGGCGUCGACGCAUGCAUUCGGAUAUGGAGUUUGAUUACUGGAGAAUGUCUGCAUGUACUUUCGGGCCACACGAGUCUUGUGUGUCAGGUUAGUUUGACUCAAGACAUUCUUGUUUCGGGCUCUACAGAUGCCACUCUGCGGGUUUGGGAUGCUGAAACGGGCAAGUGUAAGCAUGUACUUAAGGGUCAUCUUCGACAUGUUACAUGUUUUCAGCACGAUGAGAGUAAAGUGAUAAGCUCUAGUGAUGGAACUUUGAAGCUAUGGGACGUUCGUACAGGGACAUUUGUGCGUGACCUGCUUUCGGAUUUGCAACUUAUCUUCCAAGUUAAGUUUGUUGAGUACAAAUGUGUUGCGGCAAUUCUUCGCAACAACCGUAUGUAUCUCGAUAUCUUGGACUUUAGUGACAAUGCUACUUCUCCUCGUAUCACUAGUGAUGUGACAGCGUAGUGAGCAGGUUCCUUGUUUUUCAGGCUUGGCCCUUACCAUUUCUUCAAUUCGUUUUUUCGUCUUUGCUUUUCGUUCAGUUUCGCGGCAUUACUGGUUUUCCUGCGUCACUUACCUUAUCUUCUGUUACAAACUUUUCCUUUUCUUUCAUUAACCUUCGUUUUUCCUUAUCUUCGCACACAGUCUACUCUCGUCCCAAACACGUUUUCUUCUUUAGUUCUUGAGCUCUUUACAACCCGCACUUCAAAUAUGAAUAUUUAUGAAACUACUUGCUACUGAAUAAAACUUCUUGCUUUUCUUAACUUGGUACUGAACUGUGGCAGCAUUUAAAUGUAU